UAGGUUAGGUUAUAUAUAAUUUUUGUUCUUUCAAAACAGUUUACAAAAAGUAACUUGUACUCUAUAAUCGUUCGAGGAAUAUAUUGUUCCAAUUGAUUGAUUUUACCCCUAAAAUACAUUAGGAAUGGAUUCCGAUCAAGUUGAAGAUUUUUUCUCAAACAUCAUGAAAACCGAGCAAGAAACAUCUGCUGGAAUAGCUGCAAUCAGGACUUUGUUAGAGUAUUUAAAACAUGAUAAAUCAAAAACAGUUGUUGAACUUCGAGAGAAUCUAAGGACUGUCAUAGAUGUUAUGACAAACACAGAUUACCCUACAACCGCUGUUGUCUCCGGCUCAGAACUCUUCUUAAGAUUUAUCACCCUGGCAGCUGGCCUCGACAAAGGGUCAUUUGAAGAAUGUAAAGAAAUUAUGAUCAAGAGAGGAAAGGUGUUCCUGAAUAAACUUAUGAAAUCCAGAAGUAGAGUAGCAAAACUGGCUGCUGCCUUCAUCAGUGAUGGGUCUCGUAUUUUAACACAUUCAAGAUCAAGAGUGGUUCUUCAAACAAUGAAAGAAGCAGCCGAAUCACAUAGGAGAUUUGAAGUGUAUGUGACCAAAUCAUCCCCUGAUAGCAGUGGGGACGAGAUGGCUAAGGAGCUAAUGUCUUUGGGAAUUCCUUGUACUGUCAUCCUGGAUUCUGCCAUUGGAUAUGUGAUGGAGCAAGUGGAUAUGGUCAUGGUUGGAGCGGAAGGUGUCAUGGAAAGUGGUGGAAUUGUCAACAAGGUGGGAAGUUUUACAAUGGCUGUGUGCGCAAAAGAAAUGAAGAAGCCCUUCUACGUUUUGACCGAGAGUUUUAAAUUUGCUCGCCAAUUUCCUUUGAACCAGAGGGAUCUUCCUGACCAAUAUAAGUACCGAUCGAGUAUCCUCGGAGGAGAUCUUACCAAGGAACACCCCCUUGUAGACUACACACCGCCCGCCUACAUAACAUUACUCUUUACCGAUCUAGGGAUACUCACACCUUCUGCUGUCAGUGACGAACUGAUAAAACUUUAUUUGUAAUAUUGUACUUUAAGUAUUAAAUUUUAUUUGUUUUGUUAA
Messenger RNA from Macrosteles quadrilineatus (aster leafhopper), 1072 nucleotides. RefSeq names its product translation initiation factor eIF-2B subunit alpha-like. Gene Ontology annotation, biological process: translational initiation. The coding region runs from base 125 to 1033 and encodes 302 amino acids. The transcript is spliced from 8 exons. The record is from RefSeq and is a predicted model, not a curated record. Gene Ontology annotation, molecular function: guanyl-nucleotide exchange factor activity; translation initiation factor activity. Gene Ontology annotation, cellular component: eukaryotic translation initiation factor 2B complex. NCBI's taxonomy places the organism in Eukaryota, Metazoa, Arthropoda, Insecta, Hemiptera, Cicadellidae.